AUGGCUACCUACUUUCCCCGAUUACUUCCUACUCGCUCCGCCGCGGAUCCCUUUCAAAUCCCAUUGCAUUUGAUGAGCCACCCCCUCUCCACAGGAACUUGUGUAGGUCCCUAUCGAAUGGAACGUCUGCUGGGUCGUGGAAACUUUGCUGUUGUGAAGUUGGCUACCCACACCCAACUCAAUGUACCCGUAGCUGUGAAAAUUAUCAAUAAGGAACUGGUUGGUGGACAGAAUCUUGCUAAAAUGGCGAGGGAACUAGAGGCUAUGAAGAUGUGCUACCGACAUCCUAACGUUGUGAGAUUCUUUGCACACGCUUUCACCGAGAAGGAAGCAAGGGAACUGUUUUGGCAAGUUGUCUGCGCCAUCGACUACUGCCACAAGUUGGGCGUCGUUCAUCGCGACUUGAAAGCGGAGAACCUACUCAUUGAUGCGGAUUUCAAAAUUAAAGUUGCUGAUUUCGGCUUCUGCAAUUUCUUCACCCCAAACAACCUACUUACAACGCACUGUGGAAGUCCGCAAUACGCCGCUCCAGAACUCUUCAAAGGGGAAUCCUACGACGGACCUCUUGUGGACGUUUGGGUAUGCUGUCCAUAA
Messenger RNA from Rodentolepis nana, 594 nucleotides. The record is from the annotation of a GenBank genome assembly. Lineage: Eukaryota; Metazoa; Platyhelminthes; Cestoda; Cyclophyllidea; Hymenolepididae.